AUGGGACUAUGUUGUUCAACGUGGGCAGACUAUAAUACAGUAAUAAAGAAACAGAACAAAGAAGCAGAUGAUAAAAUGUAAGUUUAUUUACUAACUUAGAGCUUUUAAUAUGAAUACUAGUCUACCAAUAAUAAUAAGUUUGCUUCUUACUAAGACUUUAAAAAAUUUACAUUUACACAUUAUUCACAACGUCGUAUUACUUUGUAGAUGUCGCAAUGUUAUCAUUUUUGAACUAAUUGCAAUUGAUAAUUUAAAAACCAGAGAUUAUGAACUAUGUAUGCUGUAGGAAUAACAUCAUUAGUAAUAAGAAGCUAAACUACAUUCUAACUCAUUACUUAAUUUUGGUGCAAAACCGUAACCUUAAGGUGUUUAUAGUUCAGUUUUGAACCUAUAUGUUCUUUUUAAUAACUCAAAAAUAGUUUUUACAGGCACACAAACUGAUUAUACACCAAUAAAAUACGACUUUCAGAUCAAACGACAUCUCAAAGUACGACCCAGACAGGUUAAACCUAACACAAGCACACAUCGACGCGAUGAAGACUUGUUGGACAGAAGUGAUAGCGAAGGAAAGAAGGGACAUAUUCCACAAAACAAUGUUAUUUUGUAUUGAAGCAUCACCAAAACUCAACGAAAUCAUCGCAAUGAAUAGGUAUUGCUACAGGGACUUGACACGAUGGCCGAAACUCAACGAAAUGUGGUAAGCAGCUUGUUUGAGCUACUAUCUAAUAUAUGUCUUCCUAAUAAUGUAUACCUUUUACACAUUGUUGUUAUCAGUUAAGGUACUAUUCUUUGUAUAUAAUAGUAUCAUUGGUAUGAUUUUCAAUACUAUUAUAUGUUUUUUAAAUUGUAGUAUAAUAAAAUUUUUCAUCCUUUUUUAAUAUUAUGUAGACCAAAAACUGUCUGGAAUAAGGUGACCUUUUACUCAGUAUGUGACUUUUUUAUUUACCACUUAAUUUACUUUUCACUCAGGACAUAACCUUUCCAAGAAACUGCACUUUAAGCGAAUUAAACACGAUUUUUUUAAACGUCAACAUAAUUAAAUUCAUUUUUAAUAAUCAAAAAACUAACAAAAAGGUCGACUUUUGUUUAUUGCCAAAAACUUGUUGCGUUUUUCAAAUUUCCAAGAACAUUUUAGGUCAUUUGCACUUCGUGUUGACUUCAUUUUUGCAAAAAGCAAAACAUAUUUACAACUUUAUAAAAAAUAAUUUCUUAAUGUUUUCUAAUUAUUGUGUAUACAGUAGUAAGCACUGUAACAGUACUCGACAAUACAACUUUACACAUUCCAGUACCUCCAUGCUAUAACCUUCCAUUUUUCAGCACAAAAAAGUACGAGUUCUUCGAGAAGCUAAUAGUGCACACCGACCUCUCCGAAGACAAAGUCCAGAAAGCGGUCGACUGUAGUGGUCGAUUACAUGCGACCUACUCAAAAUAUGGCAUGAAACCUCAUUUCCUCGACAUUUUUCAACAACAAUUUCUGGGGAUUCUGUUCCGACUAAAAGAGCACGAAAGCUACGAUAAAGACCUCAUGCUUCAAGGAUUUACGAUUCUGAUGUCAUUUAUGAUCGAACGAAUGAAUGUCACUUAUGCUGAAGCGAUACAACAGAUGAGGAAUACGAAGGAUGAGAAGAGCGACAGUAAAGAGGCAUUAUAA
Molecule: messenger RNA, 1651 nt
Organism: Bursaphelenchus okinawaensis
Lineage: Eukaryota; Metazoa; Nematoda; Chromadorea; Rhabditida; Aphelenchoididae
Source: the annotation of a GenBank genome assembly